Molecule: messenger RNA, 669 nt
Organism: Trypanosoma rangeli
Lineage: Eukaryota; Euglenozoa; Kinetoplastea; Trypanosomatida; Trypanosomatidae
Product: 60S ribosomal protein L13a
Exons: 1
Coding region: 1-669 (222 amino acids)
Biological process (GO): negative regulation of translation; translation
Cellular component (GO): cytosolic large ribosomal subunit; ribosome
Molecular function (GO): mRNA binding; structural constituent of ribosome
Source: RefSeq, a predicted model, not a curated record
AUGGUGUUGCCCUCCCGCCAGAAGGUAGACCGCCGCUCCCGUAAGGGCAGCAAGAAGCACCGCCCCGAGAUUAUUGUCGUGGACCUCAAGGAUCACGUGCUGGGGCGCGCCGCCGCCAUCGUCGCCAAGCAGCUUCUGCUUGGCAAGAAGAUCACGGCUGUACGUUGCGAGCAGCUGACAAUUGCGGGGACGGAGAUCCGCAACAAGAUCAAGUAUCUGCAGUUCCUCCGCAAGCGGAAGCUGUCAAACCCAAAGCUUGGUCCCUUUCACCACCGCAGCCCCUCUGACAUCUUCCUGCGUACGGUGCGGUCCAUGCUGCCCCGCUACACGAAGCGCGGUCAGAAGGCGCUGCGCCAGCUUGUGGCGUACGAGGGUGUUCCCACGAACGUUGUGCGCACUGGUGGUCGCGUGGUGAUCCCCAAGGCUCAGCGUCACUACUGCUACCGCGGUGAGCGUCCUUACACGGUGCUGGGUAACAUGUGCAAGCACGUUGGCUGGAAGUACAGCGAUGUUGUGAAGAAGCUCGAGACGGCUCGCGUGGAGAAGGCAACCCGUCACCACAAGAAGACGGAGAAGCUGCGCGUCGCUUGGAAGGCUGCUCGCAAGGAAGCUCUUGCGAAGGUCUCCAAGAGCAACCUGCAGGUGCUGAAAAAGUUUGGCUACGCGUAA